GGCGAUUUCAAUAAUUAAACUGUGAUCUUUAGAUGGUUUAGGGAAACUACUUUCGCAUUGGACUCGUAAUUUUCAGUAUAUCCGUAAUUUCCGACGGUUUUAUUUUUUAUGUUUUGUACUUUCUUGCCAUAAUACUGGCUAUAUAUAUCUUUUGAUACCAAAGUUUUCUUACCUUUUUCGAUUUAAAUCCAUCCAUAUGCAUCACAUUUAAAAAUAUAUCUUAAUAUCAUAUCCUCUUUGUUUUGCUGUUUGUUCCUGAAACGCGCACAAUCUUAGUAUUGUAAUAUUCCUGUAAAAUAUGAAAGUAUUUUUGCACUUGUAAGUCAAGGUUUCUAGACAGCGGGCGAAAAAGGUUAGAUUUUUUAGUUGCGAAACAAUACAACGACUAACUAUUUCGCUUGAAUUUUCGUCCAUUUUUAGAAUUUGUGUCAUUACAAUACAUUUAGGUACUAAUGUGUUAUUUAGGUACUUUAUUUUUGUCCAAUAUUUGUUGCAAUCGUAUGAGUUGCUCAACGAGCAAUUUCAAUUAAAAAAAGUGAUCACGUCUUUGAUUUAUUUUUUUCCUCGCCUAUUUAUUUAUUUAAACUUGUGCACGUUAAAUGUGCAAAAGAUGGAUUUUAUGCCAUAAGGCAUUUUCUGCCAGUGGAACCUACACUGAUAUCUUCGCGUGCUUUUAGGAAAUGUAUACUAUCAGAACAUUUAUUUUUUGCCUUUAUCAAUAUUUUUUAUCUUUCAAUUAUUUUACUGAUCACAACUUGAUUUACAAGUGUGCGAACCUUCACAUAGCAUGACGUGUUAUUCAAAGAUUUAGUAAAUGUUUAGAUAUAAAUAUUGUGAGCUUGUAUGUUUUGUGAAGCGCGUUAGGCGCUUUAGUUUUAAACGUGUGACUGACUUAGCUUAAUUCAUUUUGUAUUUUAAAAUAAACAGUAAAAAUAAUGCGUACAUUUUCAUUUAUAAAUAGUGCAGCUUAAGCGACAGGCUUAGGUGUCUAAUGCAUGCUUUACCUGACAAAGCUUAUUGUAACAGUCACAAAACUGCUGAUUUGUGGCGGCGGAGGUCUAGUCCAACAGUUGCGCAAGAGUUACAGUCUGUCAGACCUGACGGAGUGCGAUCCAAGAGAGGAGAGAGGAACAGACGAGGCUGAUGACGUGUUGGGAGAACCAAGACUUGUACGACGGGGCGUUAAGAGUGGGCCCCGUCGCAGUGCUUCUGAAUCCAAUAGCCGUUCACCAAUGUACUUCCCGGAGGUGGAUGUGGACGUAAGGACCACCAGGUCCAGUAGAACUGAUGAGCCAGAUUUCAGCCACAUAAAAUCCAGCGAAGACAUAAGCUCCGGGUACUCGAGCGCCGACAACUCGGCGUCGCUGACUCGCGCGGGCUCGGUCGGCGCGGCGCGAGCUCGCUCCCGCACCGCCCGCACCACGGUCACCACGAUCAAACGACCGCAAGCCGCAGAGGAUGACGAAGUUAUCAUCGAGGAGCUACACGACGACGAUACUUUUGAAUUUGCGAAUAUGCCCCCGCUCGUAAAUGUCCCUUCUCCUCUCUUUCUAUCCCACUCUGAUCCCCCUUUCUUAUACCAAUAUAUAGGAGAUCAAAUUAAAAUAAUUCAAGUGCUAGGUGAUUUACCUCUUAGUUUGAAUUCUAACAAACAAACUAACAAUACAGAUCAGUGGGACCAAAAUGUCGCGGCGCAUGAAACUACGACUCAACGAGAAUCAAUAGAAAAAGAAAAUAUUAAGAUUGAUAAUGUACAGAAAGAACCAAAACAGGAUGUUGAAAUCACUGCAACUAUUAUUCAAACAGAACAUUUAAAAGAAGAUAUUAAUAUUGCUAAUAUUAUUGAAAGCCCAGUACUUGAAGUUACAGAUAGAGAGAUAGAAAUUCAAAUGGUCAAAAAUAAUGACAAAUUUGUUGAAGCAACGAAAACACAUGAUCUUGGUAAAAAAAGUGAAAAAAAUUCAACUUGUUCGAUUGAUGAAGAGAAGAUAUCACAGCUCCCCAAUGCUAAAAAAGAAGAAUCAUUAGAAACUACGAGUCUAGAUACGUCAAUUAAUGAAAAUGAUUCCGCGGAAAGUGAUGACGAAGCUUCAUUCGGAACACCAGAUAAUUCUCCAAAGAGCAAAAGAAAAGCAACUAAGGGUAAAUAUGGUAAGGCUAAGGCACCUCCUCCACCGCCUCAAAUAGAAGAACAUAAUGAGAUUAAAGAGGGCGAAGAGAAAAUUCCUAUAAGUACAACUUCUCAAGAAAGUUUGAUUGAUAUAAUUAACAGGCUACCUGAAAAUGCUUUAAUGGAAUCGGGAAUGUCUAAAAGCCUUCAAGUAAUUAAUCCAAUAGCAGAAAAGAAAAGGCGACACAAAGCGAAAUCGCCAGCUAGGAUACCUAAAGCGCAGAGUUCUGGUAUCGGAAAAUUAUUGCAGUUGCCGACUAAAUUAGCUUUUUGGCAAAAAUCUGAUGAGAAGGCAAAGUCCGAUGGGUUAUCAACGUCAUCUGAAGAUCAUAGCAGAAGAUCUUCGACUGUUGAUCGAAUAGCUAAGGAUGAGUUUCAAAGUUGUUAUGAUAUCAAUAAAAUUGUAAAAACAGAUCAUAUUGAAGAUGACCAAAUAAGUUUCAAAGACGCAACAGAUUUUGAUAACGAGACGAUAUCACAAAAUAUAAUUGAAAAGAGUGAUGCACUGCAGAAACUUAUUGAAGCAAAGUUAGAAAGUCAUCCAGAAUAUAAAUUUGUCCCAUUGCAUGAGGAAAUACCGACCACUUCGAAAAGCACAGACGUGUGAAGCCUUUCCAUAGUCCCGAGUCCUUUUAUAGAAAGCAGAAGGCGAAAUAGUAUGUUGAUGGUUUCUAUUACUUGUGCUGUCCUUUUGUAAUUUGAUGAAGCUCUUCCAUUAUAAUCGCAAUGCCGCUGUACUGUUACUUACAAAUUAAUAUUGUUAUUGCUGAUUUAUAUUUUCCCUAUUUAUAACCCUAUUAACAUUUUGUAAUAUUUGAUACUUUGUUUACUAAUUUUGUUAAUAUUAUUUAUUUGUAGUGUGAUGUGUGCUAUUUGUGUUAUAUAUAUAAUAGUCGAUUUGUUAUUUAUUGAUUUUUAUUUCCUUGAUAUUUUUUUCAAUUUAAUAACUAAAUAAAUAUGCUGACUACUAAAAAUAAAACUCGUACCGUGCUGUCCUUUACUAUAUAAAAUAUAACACUACUUAUAUAAAUGCAUGGACAAAACCAUGAAAUAAGCCAUAUCAGUCACGAUAUUUCUUUGAAAAUCCUUGUUUACUACUUAAUGAAAUUAGUUUAAAACAGCGGGUCGGCUAGUGUUUGCUAUUUAAAAUGCGUGGCAGUUAGUGAUAUGUCUGAUAUAGAUGCUUAUGCUUUUUUUUUCAAUUAGUUUUCAACUUUUUAAUUUUAUUUUCAGGCUAUGCUGUCGGCCUCGGCUACAAUACCGCGCGCAAAAAAAUCUAAUAAACGGAAAACACAAUAAACAUAAAUGACUAUGUAAAUAUCAUAAUAAAAAUUCUGCAUGCCUACCCAUUCCAUGUAACAAUGCUUAAAACUUUUCUAUCGUUAUAAAUCAAUUUGAACUUAAAACGUGGUUAUUUUAAAUUUAUCAAAGUGUGUACAGCUGUACCUAUCUAUCUACGCCAUUCUAAAUUCUAUUUGACGGGAAUAUCGAAGAAAUUUGUGUUUAUUUUAUGAAUCGUAUCAAUUCGACGUUAUUAUUUGAGCCAAAAUUUGCCAAAAGUGCGACUGCACAACGUUAGAUGAAAUAUUUUUAUUGAUAAGUAGUUGUAUUUGUUAAACUUAGUUGGAAGAAGAAACUAGUCCCUAAUACUUAGUUACUAUGAAUAUAUAGCUUCAAUGAGGCUUCAUAUCGAAUUUGAAAGAAUGGAAUGCAUGGUCUGAUUCAGUAUGAUAAUAAUGUAGACUGCAUUGUAAGUGUUGUACAUAAACGCGCAUUGGUCAUAAGAAGCAAUACUAAAUUGAAUUUGUUCAACUUCAGAUAAAAAAAUAUUUGUUAUCCACUUAUUGAAUUUAUAUGAAAUGUAACUAUAAUAAUGGUUUUAUGAAAACUUGUAUGGAUAUCGUUUUAUCUAUAAAAAAUCCAUUAUUACAUACAAUUUGCUCAUGCUUAAUAUUUAUACCAUAAGUUAUAUUAGACUAAAAAUGUUAUGGUAUAAUUUCUAUAGUAGCUUGAAUGCUGCUUUGAACUUAGUUCAUUCGUUUGUGGUUAAAUUAUUGCAAUGUUAGUAGCCAUUAAAUUGUGAUAAUGUUACCAAACUCACAAAAUGUAGGGUAAUUAAAGAAUAUCAAGAAGGCAGAAGUGAACAUAUUAUAUUGAUGUUGUGUUAGAUAAAAUCUCCUUCAUGUCGUCUGGUUCCUCAAUUUAAGUUCCUUGACGUUUUAUACUUUGAAAAACAUAAUAAUUAUUAUUAAUUUGGUGCAUACAGUAUAUGCAGUAGAUACACUUCUUAAUUAUAUAUAUAAUGGGAUGUAAUAGCAUUUUAUACUGAUUUGAAGUUACCCUUUGUGUACCUAUUGUUUCAUACAUUUACUGCUUGGGUUACAUUUGUAUCUACUUUGUGUUUGAGUUUAUUGAAACAAAUAAAUAUUUAAAUUA
Molecule: messenger RNA, 4606 nt
Organism: Amyelois transitella
Lineage: Eukaryota; Metazoa; Arthropoda; Insecta; Lepidoptera; Pyralidae
Exons: 5
Coding region: 996-2777 (593 amino acids)
Biological process (GO): endoplasmic reticulum tubular network organization
Cellular component (GO): endoplasmic reticulum tubular network; cytoplasmic microtubule; endoplasmic reticulum membrane
Molecular function (GO): microtubule binding
Source: RefSeq, a predicted model, not a curated record